This is a messenger RNA of Coccomyxa subellipsoidea C-169, 4383 nucleotides long. Its product is annotated as phospholipid-translocating P-type ATPase. Gene Ontology annotation, biological process: phospholipid translocation. Gene Ontology annotation, cellular component: plasma membrane. Lineage: Eukaryota; Viridiplantae; Chlorophyta; Trebouxiophyceae; Coccomyxaceae. Gene Ontology annotation, molecular function: magnesium ion binding; ATP binding; ATPase-coupled intramembrane lipid carrier activity. Bases 1 to 4182 code for a protein of 1393 amino acids. The record is from RefSeq and is a predicted model, not a curated record. The transcript has 19 exons.
AUGCUAUCAGAGAGCUCCUCAGUGUUGCUGUUUGAGAAGACUGAUAAGAAAGAGGACGAAAAGGAGCCGGGAAAGAAGAAGGACAGGAGGAAGAGGAGGUGGAAGUGGCCCUGGAAAGGGAAAGGAAAGGCAAAGGGGCCUCCUGCAACGCGAGUGGUGUAUCUCAAUGGUGGAAAUGAGCUCGAAGGGCUGCCAGGGAAUGCUGUCAAGACUGCCAAGUACAACAUCGCCACUUUCCUGCCCAUCUUCAUUUGGGAGAUGUUCUCCCGGGUUGCAUACCUGUACUUCCUUGCCCAGGCAUGUCUGUCCUGGUGGAAUGUGGUUUCCCCCUUUGGCGGGUGGGGUUCCACGCUGGCGCUGCUGUUUGUGCUGGUGGUGGCCGGCAUCAAGGCCAUCUGGGAGGACCUCAAACGGCAUCAGGAGGAUCGCAGCACAAAUGCCUCAGUUGCUCACCGCGUGAUGCCCGACGGCAAGGUGCAGGACGUCAAGUGGCGGGACGUGCGCGUGGGCCACAUUCUGCGCGUGGACGACGAUGAGCUGUUCCCUGCCGACCUGCUCUGCCUGUACUCUGCCCUGCCGGACCACGCCUGCUUCAUCAAAACCACCAACCUGGAUGGCGAGAGCAACCUCAAGAUCCGGAGGCCGGUGGACCUGCGAGAAGCCGCCCCGGAGGAGGAGUCGGACGUGAUGGAGAUCAAGGCCAGCCUGGAGUGCGAGCCGCCCAAUGCCAAUUUGCACAAGUUCCAGGGCCGCCUCAUCUACAAGGCUGGCAGCGAGGAGAGGGCGCUGCCGCUGACCAUGAAUGAGAUGCUGCUGCGCGGCUGCAUGCUGAAGAACUCCAACUAUGUGCUGGGCCUGGUGGUCUACACUGGCAAGGAGUCUCGCAUCCAGAUGAACGCUGCCAAGACCCCCAACAAAGUUGGCUCCUACGACCACUUCCUGAACUUCCAGAUCACCUUCAUCAUCAUGCUGCAGCUGGCCAUGUGCAUCUUCUGCGCGGUCGGCUCCUACAUAUGGCGCAAAUAUGCGGGCUACCCACGCUACCACCUGGCCAUGGAUGCAUAUGUGGAGGGGAAUUACCAGAAUGGCCUCGCCUACACCCUCAUCCUGCUCAUCACCUACUGGAUCCUCUACUCCUACCUCGUCCCCAUCUCCCUCUUCGUCACCCUGGAAAUUGUGAAGUUCUGGCAGGGCUUUGUGUACAUCAACACGGACAAGGAGAUGAUCGACCCGGUGAGCGGCAACCACGCGCUGGCGCGCAACACAAACUUGAACGAGGAUCUGGGCAAGGUGGAGUACGUUUUCAGCGACAAGACGGGCACACUCACCUCCAAUGAGAUGCAGCUGCGCGAGAUUGCCAUCAAGGGCAUCACCUACGGAGACGCCAACUUCAAGCUGGAGGAUCAUGAAGAGCUGCAGGGGAUGGAGUGCCUGGAGCACUUUGACCAGAGGCUGGCCAGCGCUGUGAAGACACUGAAGGAGCUGGGCAAGUGGGACGACCUGAUCAACAGCGGGGGCAGCUCCGCCCAUACGCUCGCUCUGAGCUCCUGCGAGUUCGACCAGCAGACCUACCAGGAGCUGGGCAUCUCUGAGGACCAGGCUGCUUCAGCCAUGCAAACGCCUAGGAGCGAGACCAAUGGCGGCCUCAGCCAUGGGCGCAACAGCGCUGGCGCAGGCGGCAGGCCGGAGGUCAACCCAGUGGUGCUGGCGUGCCACCUACUGGACUUCUGGAUCAACAUCUGCCUCUGCCACUCGCUCAUUGGUCCAUCUCCCGAUGAGGUUGCUCUGGUGGACGGCGGCAGGCAGCUGGGCUUUGAGUUCACAAAGAGAGUGAAGGACGGCCUGGUGCUGAGCAUGAUGGGAACGGAGGCGACGUUUGAGGUGCUGAACGUGAUGGAGUACAGCAGCGCGCGCGGCCGCAUGAGCGUUAUUGUGCGCGCGCCCAACGGCAGCAUCCGCCUGCUCUGCAAGGGCGCCGACUCCAAGGUCCUCGCUAUCCUGGACAAGGCCAUCCCCCACAGCCUCCAGAACAGCACGCAGGCCAACCUCCACCUCUUUGCCACCCAGGGGCUGCGGACGCUGGCCAUAGGCACGAGGGUGUUGGAGGAGGAGUUCUACACGGAGUGGGAUGAGGGGUACCAGGAGGCGGCUGCCCUGCUGGACGGCAGGGACGACGCGAUCGAUGAGCAGGUCAGCGCAGUUGAGGCCGACGUGGAGCUGGUGGGCGUGACUGCCAUCGAGGACAAGCUGCAGGAGGGCGUUCCUGCUGCUAUCCAGACCCUGCUGGACGCCGGCAUGAAGGUGUGGGUGAUCACAGGGGACAAGCAAGAGACGGCCAUCAACAUCGCGAUUGCAUGCAAGCUCAUACGGCGGCCGGACUCGCUGCUGGUCUGCAACGCCAACUCCAAGGAGGAAGCCCACGCGCGCAUUCAGCAGCUGAAGCAGGAGCUGUCCAGGACGUAUGCACCUGUCGGCGGACCGCCCAAGCCCACUCCCUUCAGCGACGGAGCUGCAGAGGUGCUGAGCCCGCUGCACGUGGGCGAGCUGGUGAUCGACGGGGGCACGCUGGGCCACAUCCUGGGCACGGAGGCGGAGCAGGAGCUGGCGGCGGUUGGAGCGCAGUGCGGCAGCGUCGUCAUCUGCCGCUCCUCGCCCUCCCAGAAGGCCGCCGUCGUUCGCAUGAUGGCCGAGUACGAGAUGCGCCAGGCGGAGGGGGGCAGCCGGGGCCUGUACAAGUGGUACAAGCGGGCGAUGCGGAAGCAGGCGGGGCGCAUGCUGGCGAUCGGGGACGGUGCAAAUGACGUGGCUAUGAUCCAGGCGGCCGACGUGGGCAUCGGCAUCCUGGGCAAGGAGGGCCGCCAGGCCGUCAACAACUCCGACUACGCCAUUGCCCAGUUCAGGUUCCUGACGCGGCUGCUGCUGGUACACGGGUCGCUGAGCGCAUAUAGGCUGUCGCGUCUGGUCAAGUACUCCUUCUACAAGAACAUCGCAUUUGGCUUCAUGCUCUUCUACUACCAGUUCUACUGCGGCUUCUCCGGCCAGUCCAUGGUGGAUGACAUUUCUGCCGCCGCCUUCAACGUCGUGUUCACCUCGCUCCCCAUCCUGCUCUUCGCCGUGCUCGACCGCCCUGUGCGCCACCUCGACACCCUCCUGCGCUUCCCCCAGACAUACAACCCGCGGUCGAGCCUGACGACGCUGACAUUUUGGAAGAACGGCGUGCUGAUGGCGGCGGUGGACGCAGCGAUCUGCUUCUUCAUCCCAUACUACGCCACCACCACCAACGGCGUGCGCUCCGCCAACGACGUCUUCUCCGUCGGCAAGACCGUGUUUGUGGCGCUGCUGGGCACGGUGACCCUGGAGGUGGGCCUGGUCAGCCGCUACUGGACCUGGCUCUUCCUCGUCUUCCUCAUCCUCUCCUACGUCCUCGUGUUCCCCUUCGAGGUGCUGUAUGCGCUGGUGGAGCAGGGGCUAAAGAAGUACGACGUGCAGCAGUACGGCGUGGCCCAGUACCUGUACGCCACGGGCACCUUCUGGUUCGCCGUGCUCGCCUGCGGCCUCGUCUCCUUCGGCCACCGCAUCAUCGAGCGCGGCUACGUCUGGCUCUUCCGGCCCCAGGACUACUUCAUCCUGUCGGAGAUGGAGGCCGAUGAGGCGAGCGGCAAGGACCCGGAGCUGGGCUGGCAGGCCUCGCAGCGCCUGUCUGCGCUCCGUUCCACCGCCAGCGGCCGCCUCGCAUCGGCGCGCAUCACCACCGACAGCCAGAUGGAGCAGAGCCUGCUCAACGAGUCCAUGCAGAGCCCCGCCGGCCGGCGCAGGUCCUCAGCCAGAGCGGUGAAGCGGGACAGCCUCGCAACCGCGGGCAGCCUGGGGCCCAUACACCGGCGCACCAGCAGCAUAGACACGCUGCCCUCCAUGUCGCUGCCGGCAAGCUUCAGCGGGCAGCUGCCGGGGCGGCUGCCUGACAGCUUCACGGGGCCGCCGUCCUUCCGCAGCGAGUCGGGGCACCCCCCGCGCGCGCCGGUGCCGGGAGGGCAGCCCCAUGGGGGCAGAGAAGGCAGCGCUGGGGAAGCAGCUGGCGGCUCUGUGCAACAGAGCAGCAGUCAAAGGCCCGGGGGGUCGACGCCUGCCAAUGUCGAGAUGGCGUCUUUGCAGAAAAGUGAUGGGUCAUCAAAUCAAACAUAGCAGAGCGUGGUGUCGUAGAGCCUUGUGUCUGAUGCCAGGCAGGACAAGGGGUGGGAUAGCUCAUAUGAGCAUUUUAGCAAUGCACAGUGGUGUGUGGAGGAAUUUUCAUGCUCUUGUUAUGUAUCAAUUGGUGAGUAUUGUAAGCGGUUCUGUAGAAAGUCUGACAGGAUAGAGGGGAUGUCCUUAAUAUUUUGCACUGCA